AUGAACCGAGGCUUUAUCUUUUGGGUGCCUGUAACGGUUGUUGUUUCCUCCAUCGUUUUCGUUUAUUUUUCUACGUUGUUUGUUUUCAUUGAGAGGUGGUUCGGUCUACUGACCUCACCUGGUAUCAUGAACGUCGUCUCUUUCACUAGUUUCACCGUCAUGCGUGCGCUAAAUUACAUCUUUGCAAUCACCAUGGAUCCAGGUCGGGUGCCGUCUACUUUCUUGCCUUUUUGUUUUCCAACAUUGCCCGACUUUGAAGAUUCCAGUUUUGUUGUACAUGAGAUCCAACGCAAGGGAGGGGACUUGACAUAUUGCCCGAAGUGUUCGCAUUUCAAACCUCCCCGUGCACAUCAUUGUUUUGUUUGCAAGAUAUGCCUUUUGAGAAUGACAUGUGACCGCCACUUCAUUUGGAUAAAUAAUUGUGUUGGCCAUGCCAACUACAAGGUCUUCUUCAUCUUUCUUGUAUAUGCCGAAAUCGCUUGCAUCUAUUCUCUGGUUUUACUUGUGGGUAGUCUAACUAAUGAUUCCCAAAGCGAUGAGCGGCAGAGUACAGUCUCUUUCGGAAUCAUAUAUGUUGUAUUUGGACUGUUGCUACUUCCCCUGAGUCUGGCUUUAAGUGUUCUCUUGGGUUGGCAUACCUACCUUAUUUUGCAAAAUAAGACCACAAUUGAGGCAAUGAGGAUUCUCUUUGCUGAAUUUAUGCUUAUUUUUAAUCUGAUUCCCACUUAG
Hibiscus syriacus is the source of this 729-nucleotide messenger RNA. Its product is annotated as probable protein S-acyltransferase 16. NCBI's taxonomy places the organism in Eukaryota, Viridiplantae, Streptophyta, Magnoliopsida, Malvales, Malvaceae. The record is from RefSeq and is a predicted model, not a curated record. The transcript is spliced from 7 exons. Gene Ontology annotation, molecular function: palmitoyltransferase activity. The coding region runs from base 1 to 729 and encodes 242 amino acids.